Strongylus vulgaris is the source of this 261-nucleotide messenger RNA. The record is from the annotation of a GenBank genome assembly. Lineage: Eukaryota; Metazoa; Nematoda; Chromadorea; Rhabditida; Strongylidae.
AUGAUACUAAUUUUUCUUUUGGUUGGAGCAACUCUGGGAAUUGAAAGCGAGAGAAAACUUACAUUAACGGAAGCCGAGCGGCUUAAAGGUGCAGCUCUCUAUGAAUACCUGAAAAAGCAGCCAAAACAUUUUCAGGUUGGCGACUCACCAAGAGGCAAAGAAGGCAUGAAGAACUUGAUAGAUCCAAGAUACAUUCAUGCUGAUAGAGGUGCACCAAGAGUGAAAGUUAGUCUCGCUGAUGAAGAGCUUCCUGAAAAGUAA